CCACCACCACCAUCACUUCUUUCUCUCUCCUCUUUCUCUCUCUCUCUCAGCAGAUACGUACACACCUAUAUAUCUAACACCUUCAUCUCUCUUUCUCCAUAUCUGUUGAGACGCGGUUGCAGCUAUGUGGUGCUGACCUAGCGCUUUCUCUUUCUUCUUUACUUAUUUAGUUGGGUUUUUCUUGCCGUUUCCUAAGACAUUCAAGAAAACCCACGAUUGUUUUUGGCCUUGAGAAGCACCGUCUUCUACCGUUUUUGUUUUUCUAAAUGAGCAGCAACUGUUAUUGAGGUUGGAGAGUGAUAUUUUUGUGUGUUUUUGGCUGGGUAGUUGUCAAUUCGUGGAAAGAUGAAAAGGGCGAACUUGGACCUGUUGUUUUCGGUGAGCCGACAAAGAUCAACGCGGGUGCUGAUUGUGAUGGGGCUUUUCUACAUACUUUUCAUGAGUUUCGAGGUCCCUUUCGUGUUCAAAAAUGGGUUGGGCUCGGUUUCGCAAGAGGGAUUGUUUAGCAGUGGUAAUGGGUUGUUGAAUCCGAAGGCUUUCGCGCUGGACAGCGAGGAAAAUUUGGAGGAGAAAGACGCCCCAGUUCGCCCUCUUGAUGUCCCGUAUAAAUCGAGACCCGAGAGGAAGCUGUUUUCGAGCUUGAAUUUCACUGCCGGCAUUGUGAAUUUGAGCCUCGAAAGUGGGAUUUUGAAGGCUGCAAAAGACGCUCUCGACCUUGGGGGGAAAGUCUUGCGGGAGCUCGAAUUGAUCGGGAAAAAUAGAAGUGAUCGAGGAUUAAAUGGUGUUAAUGGUAGUAGCAGCAGUAACUCUGAGUUCUGUCCGCAUUCAAUGUCGGUAACUGGGGAUGAGUUUUCAAAGAAGGGGAGAGUGAUGGUGUUACCUUGUGGGCUGACAUUGGGGUCACAUAUAACGGUUGUGGGAAUACCGCGGCCGGCCCACGCAGAGACCGACCCCAAGAUUUCUCUGUUGAAGGAGGGGCAGUAUGUGAUGGUUUCACAGUUUAUGAUGGAGCUGCAGGGGCUCAAAACGGUGGAAGGGGAGGACCCGCCUAGGAUCCUGCAUUUUAAUCCACGGCUGAAAGGGGAUUGGAGUGGGAAACCUGUGAUUGAGCACAACACUUGUUACAGGAUGCAGUGGGGGACCUCGCAACGGUGUGAAGGUUGGAAGUCUCGAGCCGAUGAGGAGACUGUUGAUGACUUGGUGAAAUGCGAGAAGUGGAUACGGGAUGAUGAUAAUGGGUCAGAGGAAUCAAAGGCAACAUGGUGGUUAAAACGGUUAAUAGGACGAACGAAGAAGGUGGCUAUUGAUUGGCCAUUCCCAUUUGUAGAAGGCAAAUUAUUUGUGCUCACUCUUAGUGCUGGCUUGGAAGGUUACCAUGUCAAUGUUGAUGGGAGGCAUAUCACUUCAUUUCCUUAUCGUACAGGAUUUACUCUUGAGGAUGCCACGGGAUUGUCGUUGAAUGGAGAUAUUGAUGUCCAUUCCAUUUUUGCUGCUUCCUUGCCCACAUCGCACCCCAGUUUUGCUCCUCAGAGACAUCUUGAUUUGUCUGAUACAUGGAAAGCUCCUCCUAUUCCAGAAGGACCAGUUGAAAUGUUUAUUGGAAUUCUUUCAGCUGGCAACCACUUUGCCGAACGGAUGGCUGUGAGGAAGUCUUGGAUGCAACAUAAGCUAAUCAAAUCAUCAAAAGUAGUUGUGCGAUUUUUUGUUGCGCUGCAUGCAAGAAAGGAAGUAAACAUAGAAGUAAAAAGAGAAGCUGAGUUUUUUGGAGACAUUGUUAUAGUACCAUACAUGGACAACUAUGACCUUGUUGUGCUGAAAACUGUUGCCAUCUGUGAAUAUGGGGUGCGGACUGUAUCUGCAAAGUAUAUUAUGAAGGGUGAUGAUGAUACAUUUGUUAGGGUUGAUGCAAUUAUUACUGAAGCUAAGAAAGUUCCAGAUAGCAGGAGCUUAUACAUUGGAAAUAUAAAUUACUAUCAUAAGCCCCUGCGCAGUGGUAAAUGGGCAGUUACUUAUGAGGAAUGGCCAGAGGAAGAUUAUCCACCCUAUGCAAAUGGGCCAGGCUACAUCAUAUCAUCUGAUAUUGCAAACUCUAUUCUUUCAGACUUUGAGAAACACAAAUUAAGGUUGUUUAAAAUGGAAGAUGUUAGUGUGGGAAUGUGGGUGGAGAAGUUCAAUAGCUCAAGACCAGUGGAGUACGUUCAUAGCUUGAAGUUCUGCCAAUUCGGGUGCAUAGAAGACUACAUAACAGCUCACUACCAGUCCCCAAGGCAGAUGAUUUGUCUCUGGAACAAACUAAGACAGCAAGGAAAACCUUCGUGUUGCAACAUGAGAUGACAUUUCUGGUCUUAUGCAUUAGCAACAACAUAGCACCUGUAUGAAAAUGGGAUGAACAAAUUUUGCAGUUAUAGCAUGAUGAUACUGUAAAUCCAAUAGACUGGUUGGAGCUGUUCAGCGGUCGUUGACCUCUUAACUUUCUGGUUCAUCUGUGGAUGGAAGAGACUGAAGUAUAGGGUAAAUAUGUGUUGUGAACAGCUCCAUUGCGUAUUCUAUAACUUACCAUAGAAUCUUUAGCAGAAGAAAUCUGAGAUUGUAUAGAUUUUCUUCCGUUUAAUGAGAUGAAUGAUCCUAGACUAAACUUUUAUGAAAUGGUUCUCUUUACUCA
Sesamum indicum (sesame) is the source of this 2662-nucleotide messenger RNA. RefSeq names its product hydroxyproline O-galactosyltransferase GALT6. Gene Ontology annotation, cellular component: Golgi membrane. Gene Ontology annotation, molecular function: carbohydrate binding; hydroxyproline O-galactosyltransferase activity. The record is from RefSeq and is a predicted model, not a curated record. NCBI's taxonomy places the organism in Eukaryota, Viridiplantae, Streptophyta, Magnoliopsida, Lamiales, Pedaliaceae.